Mercurialis annua (annual mercury) is the source of this 1608-nucleotide messenger RNA. RefSeq names its product protein disulfide-isomerase 5-1. The transcript has 11 exons. Lineage: Eukaryota; Viridiplantae; Streptophyta; Magnoliopsida; Malpighiales; Euphorbiaceae. The coding region runs from base 344 to 1315 and encodes 323 amino acids. The record is from RefSeq and is a predicted model, not a curated record. Gene Ontology annotation, cellular component: endoplasmic reticulum. Gene Ontology annotation, molecular function: protein disulfide isomerase activity. Gene Ontology annotation, biological process: protein folding.
UUCAUAAUGGCCGAUAGGUCCGGGACUUUUUGCAAUUGGAGGAUAGCUUGUUCAUGUUUGCCUUUUCUCUUCGGUCAAAAAUAGCCAAAAAAAAUAAAAAAGGAAACGCUUUGGCGACGAAACCACCACACCAAACCAAAAAAGUGAGCGUUUCAAAGAGAAGACUCUGCAAACCCUAAUUAACCAAUCCACUCUCUUCUCUUCAAUUCAUUUUUUUGUCGUAAUCGAUUGUUGUUUGCAGACAGUGCAUGGACUGGUUUGUUUGGUUAAUUGAGCAACCGCUGGUUUAAAAAAGUAUUGAAUUUUUAGGUACUGAGCUUUGGUUUUGGGAGAGUUAAAAAUAAUGGAUUUAGCGACGAGUUGCAAGGACAAAUUGGCGUAUUUUCGUAUAAAAGAGCUUAAAGAUGUCCUUACACAGUUGGGUCUUUCUAAGCAAGGGAAAAAGCAGGAUCUUGUUGACCGAAUAUUAGGUGUUCUUGCUGAUGAACAAGUUCCAAAGACAUCAACGAAGAAGACUUCUAUUGGAAAGGAAGAGGUGGCAAAAUUAGUUGAUGACAUUUACAGAAAAAUGCAGGUUUCUGGGGCCACUGAUCUAGCAUCUAAGGGUCAGGGCGUGUUGGAGAGCAGUAAGACAAUUAAAUACACAUAUUACCGACAGGGCUUCGCCCAUUAUCAAUAUCUGGGUUUUACACUAUUAGAAAACAGCAUUUUUACGACGGAUUUUAGCGAUGGAUACAAUUUCCGUCGCUAUUUUUUUGGUCUGGAAACCGGUUUUCGAUGUUGUAUCUCGAAUAAUUUGUUGAAGAAGAUCAAAAUUCAUUUGAAGAGAAGGAAAAUUCGCAGAGCUACGAUGGAGAAGAAGAUAAAUCAUCCAAUUUCACUGUUUGCGACUCUGUGUGUGGUGCUAUUUAUUCUUUCAAGCUCAAUUAUAACAGUUACAGAAGCUGAAGUCAUAACCCUAACUCCCGACACCUUUUCUGAUAAGGUGAAGGAAAAAGACACUGCGUGGUUCGUGAAGUUUUGUGUUCCUUGGUGUAAGCAUUGUAAGAAUUUGGGCACACUUUGGGAGGACUUUGGGAAAGUGAUGGAAGGAGAAGAUGAAAUUGAGGUUGGGGAAGUUGAUUGCGGGUUAAAUAAAGCUUUAUGUUCGAAAGUUGAUAUUCACUCGUAUCCUACAUUCAAGCUCUUCUAUGAUGGAGAAGCGGUUGUGAAAUAUAAUGGGACUAGAGAUGUUGAAUCUCUUAAAUCAUUUGCAUUGGAGGAAGCAGAAAAGGCAGCAGCAAAAGCACAGCUUGACAAUGAUCAAGAAUUAUAAUUUCAUAAGCUGAUAGAUUUCGUCAUGGAAGGAAAAGUGCCGGUGAAAGCCUCGCAAUGGAAUCGACAUGGUUUAUACAUACAUCCUUGUGCUGUUAACCUUACUGGUAAUUUUGCAGUGACAGACUUCUGCUUCUGUGAGUCUCGCCAUCAUCACCAAUCCAAACUAGUUUUGCACCUUAGAAAAAUUGUUUUGUUACAAACUUGUAUCAUUCUACAUAGAAUUUAAUUGGAAAGCAUGAGAAUUUUAUAAUUUUUACAUUCAGUUAUUGAAAAGUUAUAUUUAUUUUUCAA